AUGCAAACAACCACGACAAAUAUAACAUGGAAUGGUUGGGAAAAAAACUAUGAUGGUCCUCAACUUGAUUUAGGCUCUAUUCGAUAUACGUUAGCUCAUAUUGGUUAUACAGCAGCAGCAUUAGCUUAUAGAACACCAAAUUAUCGUGAAUUAACACUAAAAAUAUUGAAAGAUUCGAUCGAACGUAUGCUAAAAAUCAAAGUAUGGGGAUAUAUUGAUCAUUAUUGGAAAAAUGUACCUACAUUUCCUGAUCCUGUUUGUCAUGAAAAUAUAAUGUACAGUGGUCAUUUAUUGCAAUUAUUGACACUUUAUGAAAGUAUUUCAGGUGAUUUCACAUAUGAUAUUGAUGGAUUCGAUUUCAUAUGGGAUAAAGAUGAAGAUCAAAUAACUAAAAUACAUUACAAUACAACAAAAUUAGCAUAUGCUAUUUAUUACCAAAUGUAUGAAGAAUCAUCAGCUGGUGUAUCAUGUGAACCUGAAUGGGUUUACACUAUAUGUCAAAAUCAUCCACAUAUUGGUUUCAAACUCUAUGAUAUUGUUCGUAAUGGUAAAACAAAUUUUUCUCGAAUAUCAUCCAAAUGGAAAGAUUUUUUAAUAAAAUACGCUCUAGAAGAUAUACCUGUUUUUAAAGAAAAUCGAUAUUUUAAAAUGUUAUAUUACAGACCCACUCACACAUGGAUCCCAUAUUUUGCAGCAACAGGUAACGAUGGAUGGGUUUUAGCAUGGAUGUCUUCAUGGUUUGAUCAGAAUGAAACAUCAAAUUUUAUUUGUGAUGGAUGGAAAAUUAUGUAUAAAAAUAGAUACUGGAAACCAUCAGAAAAUCAUACAUUACCAGGUUGUUUUUUAGAUAGUGGUGGUUAUAUUGGUGAUCGUAUGCAAUUCAACAAAUGGUUAGCAACAUCAUUUUAUCCAAUUGUUGAAAAACAAUGUUCAAUAGAAGUAACAGAAAAAUUAAAUUGUACUUAUUCAUGGUUUGAUAAUAAUUUUGGAACAUUCUUAGAUACAGAUAAUGAUGGUUAUUUUGAAUCAUAUUAUUAUGAAACAAAUACGAUGUUUUCGAAUUGGGCUACAACAAAUGUAUUAUUAUCAUUGUUGAUGGGUGAAAAUGGAUAUAAUGCAAGAGGAUUUCUACGAAAUAUUUAUAAUACAAGAUUUUAUCAAAAAUUUCUUGAUCAUGAACCAGAAGUUUUAUCUGUUGAAUAUCCAUUAGUACGUGUUAGUCGAGCUCAAUAUGAUUCAAAUAGAAAACAAUUACUAAUUAAUUUUAAUACAGAAAAAUCAAUGAUUUUAUCAACAAAAUUCGAAAUAAAAUAUCCCAAUUUAAUAUUAAAUGUUUCAAAUAUUACACGUGAUGGUUUCGACAGUGGAUUCACAAUGAAUCAAAUUUCUAAUGACAGAAUAAGCAUAGAAUAUUCUUAUAACAGUAUGGAUAAACAAGAAACAGAAUUUAACAUUUUAUUUUAUUAG
Rotaria sp. Silwood2 is the source of this 1467-nucleotide messenger RNA. NCBI's taxonomy places the organism in Eukaryota, Metazoa, Rotifera, Eurotatoria, Philodinida, Philodinidae. The record is from the annotation of a GenBank genome assembly.